This is a messenger RNA of Nasonia vitripennis (jewel wasp), 5717 nucleotides long. It is a transcript of the gene Tollo, whose product is annotated as toll-like receptor 8. The record is from RefSeq and is a predicted model, not a curated record. NCBI's taxonomy places the organism in Eukaryota, Metazoa, Arthropoda, Insecta, Hymenoptera, Pteromalidae. The transcript has a single exon. The coding region runs from base 467 to 4177 and encodes 1236 amino acids. Gene Ontology annotation, biological process: signal transduction. Gene Ontology annotation, cellular component: extracellular matrix. Gene Ontology annotation, molecular function: protein binding.
GAGAGAGAGAGAGAGUGCGCGAGUUAAGUACACCGCGGCAUGGACGCGCGAGAUCGAGGGAGAGGGAAGUCGGGGGACUAGUCGGGGCCCGGAACUCUCGGCUCGCCGCGCGGGGUCCGUCGCGACGCUCGCCAGUCGCUCGGAGAGUCCUGUAAGCGCAACGUCUCCGCAGCCGCCUUCUUUGUCAGACACUCACGGUGCGCGCGAGACGCGGAGUUUGGAGAUUUUGGAGCCAGUUUUCCAGCCACGCAACCGAUCACUUCACGUAUGCCCCACGCGACCCGAGGACCGGGAAAAUGCGAGCGCUCGUUGCAGCAGCGCUAGUCGGAGACGGCGACGGCGGCUGACGCCCCGACAGUGCAGCUAGUGCCAAUAUCGAAUUAUCGUCUCGAAAGCCCCGCGCGCGAGUGUAUGUGCAGGUGUGACGGUGCUGUGACUUGGCCGCGAACGGACGGACGGUGACACGAUGCAGGCCAGUAAUCCGGCCUUCCUCGCGAUCCUCCUAGGCACGAUGUUCUGCGUGCUCGGGGCCUCGCUGAGCCGCGCGCUCCGCUACAAGGCCCCGGACGAGUGCGAGUGGCUGGCCGAGGGCAACGCCGAAGAGGACGUUUCCCUCGUUUGUCGCCUUAGGACCAUUAACAGCGAGCUCGAGAACACCAACUUUAGCGUGAUCCAGCCACAACACACGGUGCGGCUCCGGCUCGAGUGCAGCGACGCGCUCUUCUACCAGAGCUCGCUGAGCGCGGGCAGUUUCAGGCCCCUGGUCGAGCUGCGCGAGCUCGUCAUCGAGUACUGCAAGAUCGCCAACCUCUCGGACGACGCGUUCCGCGGGCUCAGGGAGCUUAGGAAUCUGACGGUGCGCACCCACAACACCGACUGGUCCUCCAUGGCCCUCGAGGUCUCGCCGCGAGCCUUCACCGAGGAGCUGGUCCAGCUCGAGAGGCUCGACCUUGGAAACAACAACAUGUGGAGUCUGCCAGAGGCCGCGCUCUGUCCGCUCUACAACCUCGAGCUACUCAACCUCACGCACAACAGGCUGCGUGAGGUGUCGAGCUUCAGAUUUAACCAGGGCAACGGCUGCGCCCACAAUCUCCGCCAACUUGACCUGUCCAACAACAGCAUCGAGUCCCUGCCAUCCGGCGCCUUCUCCGCACUCUCCAGGCUCCACAGCCUUGACCUGAGGAGCAACAACAUCGCCUUUAUAGCCGAUCGGGCGUUCGAAGGACUGACGUCCCUCACGUCGAUCGAGCUGACAAAUAACCGGCUGGCCAGCCUGCCUCCCGAGCUCUUCAUCGACGCCAGGGACAUCAAGGAGAUCCACCUGCGCAACAAUACUCUGGCAGUGCUGCCACCCGGGCUGUUCAGCGAGCUGAAGCAGCUCCUGGUGCUCGACAUGUCGUCGAACGAGCUCACCGCCGAGUGGAUCAACUCGGGCACGUUUGUCGAUCUGGUGCGCCUGGUGGUGCUCGACCUCUCGGACAACCAAAUAACGCGGCUCGAGUCCUCGGUCUUCCGCGACCUCUACAGCCUGCAGAUUCUCAGGCUGCAGGAGAACCUCAUCGAGUAUCUGCCAGAGAACACGUUUUCGGCCCUGUCGAAUCUGCACACUCUGGUGCUCAGCGACAACCGGCUCUCGACGAUUGACGCCACGACCUUCAGCGGGCUUUACGUGCUCAGCCUGCUGUCGCUCGACAACAACAGACUGGUCGACCUGCAUCCGACCUCGCUGAGGAAUGCUUCGUCGCUGCAGGAUCUGCACCUGAACGGCAACCGACUGAUGGCCAUUCCCGAGGCGCUGAAGGCCACGCCGCUGCUGCGCGCCCUCGACCUCGGCGAGAAUCUCAUCUCGGGCAUUCCCAAGGGCACGUUCGACCACAUGGUCCACCUGAGCGGGCUGCGGCUCAUCGACAACCACAUCGGGAAUCUGACCAAGGGUAUCUUCGACAAGAUCCGAGAUCUGAACAUCCUGAACCUGUCGGGCAAUCGCAUCGAGCACAUCGAGCCCGGCACCUUCGACGAGAACCACAAGCUACAGGCCAUCCGGCUCGACGGCAAUCAGCUGAGCGACAUCAGUAACCUCUUCUCGAAGCUACCCAACCUCGUCUGGCUAAACGUCAGCGACAAUCGACUCAAGAUCUUCGAUUACGCCAUGAUACCGACGGGCCUGCAGUGGCUUGACAUCCAUGCCAACAAGAUCAGCGAGCUCGGAAACGCCUACGAACUCGAGUCCCAGCUGCAGCUCAACACCUUCGACGCGAGCGUGAACAAGCUCACCGAGAUCACCGGCAGCGCCAUCCCCACGGGUGUCGAGAUGCUCUACCUCAAUGACAACCUCAUAUCGCGCGUGCAGAGCUACGCCUUCUUCAAGAAGCCCAACCUGACCCGGGUCGACCUCAAGGGCAACCGCAUCCGCAACAUCGAGCCGUACGCGCUGCGCAUCAGCGCGGUGCCGGCCGAGCGCCCGCUGCCCGAGUUCUACAUCGGCGACAACGACUACCUCUGCGACUGCACGAUGGAGUGGCUGCAGCGCGUCAACCUGCAGAGCGAGAGCCGCGUGCAGCCGCGGGUUAUGGACCUCGAGAGCAUCUACUGCGAGCUGCUCUACGACCGGGAGCGACUCUACGUGCCGCUGCUCGAGGCUUCCCACUCGCAGUUUCUCUGCAAGUAUGACACGCACUGCCACGCCAUUUGCCACUGCUGCGACUUCGACGCCUGCGACUGCGAGAUGACCUGCCCGACCAACUGCACCUGCUACAACGACCAGACCUGGACGGCCAACGUCGUCGACUGUUCGAUGGGCGGCCACGUGGCCCGGCUGCCCGAGCAAAUCCCCAUGGACGCGACCCGGCUCUACCUGGACGGCAACGACCUGCGCGUCAUCGCUAGUCACGCCUUCAUUGGCCGCAAGAAGCUCAAGGUGCUCUUCCUCAACGGCUCCAACAUCGAGGUCGUGCAGAACCGCUCGUUCAAUGGGCUUCGAAACCUCGAGGACCUGCACUUGCAGGACAACGGGCUGCGGGAGCUGCGGGGCCACGAGUUUGUCGGCCUCGAGGCGCUGCGCACGCUGCGUCUUGAGCGCAACCGGCUGAGCGUCAUUUCGAACGAGACCUUCCUGGGGCUGCGCUCGCUGGCGAGCCUGCGUCUGCAGAGCAACCGACUGACUACCCUGGGCCUAUGGUCGCUGCCUGGCAGCCUCAAGAUCGGCCUCGCAGACAACCCCUGGAGCUGCGACUGCGACUUCGUGCGCGAGUACCGCGAGUGGUCGAGCGGGCCGACGGUGCGCGUUCUCGACGCCGCGGAGCUGCGCUGCCUCGAGAGCCGGAACGGCAGCGAGGCCCGCGGCUUCUCGCUGCUCAGCGGCAGAGGCAUCGAGGGCAACAACGGCUCCAUCUGCGCCGAGCUCGACAGCAUCGAGAGCAACCUGUCCGCCGCGGCCGGCAACUUCACCAAGACCAUCAUCGAGCGCCAGGCCCUCGAGGACUACCUGCCGCUCUUGGUGAGCACGCUCGUCGCAUUCCUGCUGCUCCUGCUCAUCUGCAUGCUGGGCUUCUUCUUCCGGCACGAGAUGCGCGUCUGGCUGCACUCGCGCUUCGGCGUGCGGCUCUUCUACCGGCACGCCGACGUCGACCGCGACGACCGGGACAAGCUGUUCGACGCCUUCGUCAGCUACAGCUCCAAGGACGAGGCGUUCGUCGCCGAGGAGCUCGCCCCGGUCCUCGAGAUGGGCAACCCCUCGUACAAGCUCUGCCUGCACUACCGCGACUUCCCCGUGGGCAGCUUCAUCGCCGACACGAUCGUGCAGGCCGUCGAGUCGUCGCGGCGCACGAUAAUGGUGCUCUCGGAGAACUUCAUCAAGAGUGAGUGGUGCCGGUUCGACUUUAAGUCGGCGCACCACCAGGUGCUGCGCGACCGCCGGCGCAGACUCAUCCUCGUGCUGGUGGGCGACGUGCCGCAGCGCGAGCUCGACCCGGACAUCCGGCUGUACCUCAAGACCAACACAUACCUGCAGUGGGGCGACAAGCUCUUCUGGGAGAAGCUGCGCUUCGCCCUGCCGGACGUGCCCAACAACCAGCGGGCGACCAGCCAGAGGAGGCAGCCGCCGCCGGUGCGACGACAGCACAACAACCAGACGUCCAGCGCGGCCGAGCGCUCGAGGACGCUCGCCGUGCACAUCUAGUGACUCGAGACUGUGACUUCUUUCGCCUGCUUCGUCGGCUUGAUCUUGUGCUGCGUGUACCGCGCGCGCGCGAAACCGGGCGAAAGCGCGAGAGCGAGAUUGAGAGAGAUUGAGAGAGUACACGGAGACUGAAUGUCCGAGAGCGAGACUGGCAGCCUUGCGUGUGCGUCGUGUACAAGUGCAAUAGGAGCCGCCGCGAGUGCAUGUGCUUCGUGACGUGUAAAUAAAGAAGAAGUGUAAAGUUAUCUUCUUGUGUGCGGGCUUUCUGGCGGUGUGAGUUUCGCGUGUAACGCGAAGUCGUCGCUGUGUACGUGGUGCGUGCGAGUGCUGCUGCUGCUGCUGCUGCUGCCGCCGCCGUUGUUGUUGUUGUUGUUCUUGUUGGCGGAAGCUUGCCGAGAGCGCGUAAGCGGUUUAUGUGUAGAAAAUGUAAAAUACGUCUCGCCGAGAUUGAUACAAGUGCAUUGUGCGUGGCACGCUAAAGUCUGUAAAUAUAUGUCUAGCCGAUAUUGUACGCGUAUGGUUGUAAUAUUCGACGCGGAUGCGCGAGACUCUUCUCCCUCGUCUCCCAAUUAAACUGCGUCGCGCGGCGGAGAGAGGGAAAAGAGUCGCCCUCGUUGUGCUGUCGGGGAUGAACGAGCGAGCCGGCGGUCGUCGGCUUCCGAGACGUUGAGAUUCCAGCUGCUGUUAUGUCGUUACGUCGGACACUUGUUCGAAUUUCGCGCGCUCCUACGCUCUACAUAAAUCGACACGUUGCACAAGCGAAAGGAGAGCGCAAUCUCGAUCGCGAAGGGGCAGCCAGCUCGCUCAAUUCCUCUCGAUAAUGGACACGUGCUGGGGGAAAAAAAAAUAUAUAUAUAUAUGAGAGCUUCGAGGGGAGCCAGACUCCGUUCACGGUGAUAUAACUUUCUAAUGAAUUUUGUAUUAGGACUGCACCGCGUGAUUCUGGACGCGCUGUAAGCGAGUCUAGCGCGGAUGAAUUUUCGAGGACUGUAUACACGCAAAGCGUCGACCCGUCCAUAUACGUAUAAAUUUAUACAUAUAAAUAGUGUCUGUAAAGUAUAUCGCGCCACUUACUAUCUAUAGUAUUUAUUUUCGCUGCUGCGCAAAUGUUACUGCGUUACUGCGCCCCUGCGAGUGAGUAAAAAAGUGUAAACGCUUUACUUAUCGUCAAUUUAUUUUUACUUCUCGUUUGUAAAUUUUGUAAAAUACGAGCGAAAACCAUAUAGAAUGUAUAAAAAAUAAAAAAAUUACACACAUACACGCGCGAAAACAGGAACGUGAUCGACUGAAGUCUUCUGUGUAAGAGUCGAGGCAGGACGUUGGCCCUUGUCCCCGUGCACCGAUGCGGCUGGUCUUUUUCUGUUUUUAUUCGUGCGCCGCACGUGCACGGGGUUGAGGGAUAAAACGCCGCCGCGAGCGGGCUCUCCGUGGAGUUGAAAUUCGAAAACCGUGCGGAGAAGUUGUUGGAAAAUAUGCGCGCACACACACACAAAAAAAAAAGAAGGAGAAACAAAUGAAAGAGAAAAUAAAAACUUCUAUU